Molecule: messenger RNA, 201 nt
Organism: Entrophospora candida
Lineage: Eukaryota; Fungi; Glomeromycota; Glomeromycetes; Entrophosporales; Entrophosporaceae
Source: the annotation of a GenBank genome assembly
AUGACUAUACAUGUUGUCAAAAUUAAUUUGGCUUUGACUCAAUUAUCCCAAAUCAGCCAUGUCAAAUUUAAAAAAGAAAGUGGUAUUCCUGCUAUUCAUAAUAUUGUAAGAAUUCAAAACAUCCUAACUAAUCCUAAUGAUCAUUCUCUUGAUGAUUUGCUAAGAAUAGAUAAAUCAGAACUGAACGGGGCAUCAGAUUAA